GCGUCUGCGCGGCCACAGGCUGCCCCUCCCAUUUGUUUUGUUUCCAUUGGCACGACCCUCCUCCCUCCCCACGGGCCACGCCGUACGGCCUCCGCUCGCCACUGGAAAAACCUGUUCUCCCCUCGGCCUGGCCGCAUAGUCUGCAUACCGGGCGUGUAGUACACACCACAGACGUCGGUAUAUGUAAUAUCACACUCAAGUUUGGGCGCAAUUUUUCUGGAGAACAGAAAAUCUGACGCCGAACGAACGGACUGAUCCUCCCCCUUGAGUCGCUGUUGCUCCCGUGACUUCGAUCAACCCCAAUAGCAAGGCAGCCACUGCUGGUGUGGGAGAGGGGGACAUCGUUGAAAAAAUCAACGGCUUCAACGUCCAGGGGACGGACCUACAGCAAGCACAACUGCUGGUCAAGAAUGCUGGGAAGCGCUUGGAGCUGCACUUGAAGAGGUCAGAAGAGAACAACAGAAUUCCAAACGGGCCGCAAAGGAGAGAUAGAGAGAUGGAAAAUUCAACACCAGGUGACCUGCACUGGAGCUGGGGAACUCUUUAUGCCGGUGGGGAUGAGCCCACCUCCUCCUCACGGUCACAGGGACCUCCCCAAACACUGCCUCCCCACUAUGACGUUGCCCAUGCCUAUCCCACAGUACACCACAACACUAACCGCCCUUGGGAGCACAGGGCCAGUUUUGAGGAUAAACCACCAUCAGCAGGUGUGAACUACAUACCAGCAGAGAGAGAUCUUCAUCUUACCAAUGUCCAGCACCCCAGGGAAGAUGCCCCCGUCCCAGAGAGGCCACUUUUUCGAGCAACAUACCUGGAACCAGUGGAUGAUGAAUAUGAUGGAAAUGGAUACGGCAGGAGGGAUGAAAUGGAGAACAAAAGAGGAGAAUACAGCCUCAGGAGGGUGACGUCCUCCAGCAGGGCCUUGCUGCAGGCUCGGUACGGAGAUGCUGCCCCACGGUUCGAGACGCCUGCCGAACGAUACGCAAAACACUGGAACGAAAGGUAUGGAGCAGCUGUAUCCAGUUAUCUGCAGUCUGAUGAGAGCUCCAGUGCACCAGUGGAAGAACCCUAUGCCACUCCUUACUCUACAGGAUCCCGCGAUGACCAGUAUUACCACCGUCCUGUGCAAAGGGAGAGUGAUGAAAAGACAGGCCAGGUAAUGGGUCUUGAAGAGUCAUCUCAGCUUUCACAGCAACCCUUGCAAGGCAGCAACUCAGUCCCAGAAAAAUCUCUGCAUCAAGCAAGGCGCGUAGAGGUCCUAACUGAGGAUGACUUUGCCAAAGAGUCAUUAUCCCCAACAUCACGUGAAGUUGUGGAAGUCUUCAAUCCCUACUCAGACACCGAUCAGCACAAUUAUAGUCUGCCGGAUUCCCUUCAUUUCAAGCCAAUUGAAGCUGACGUACAGCCUGAAGAAAAGCAGCCUCAAGAGAGCCUCAACUUUUCUGCAACUGCUGAGGCCAAGAAACUUCAGAGAAGGAGGUCACACAAAGCUGGGAGAAACUUCAUACACAGGCGGCCUGUGUCAAUGGCAACAUUCAUACGCAACAACAGACCAAGCCAUGGCCAGACCAUGUUCCGAAAAAGACACAGCUGGCAUGUCGCUUUGCAGCACGAGCCUAGAGAGUCGCCGACCAGCCCCGUUGCUAAGGGGUACGGGUCGGUUACUAUGAUAGCAGGAAAAAUGCAGCAGUCCGGAGGAUCGGCUGGAAAGUCUCCAAAAGGAAAAGUUUCAAGUGUUGACAUGCCUACCUCAGGCCAGGUUCCCCGAGUGAAACAGCGAGAAAGGUCGCCAGCAAAAACAGAGCAAAGAAACGCGCCAAAGAGACCGGAAACGAUGGAAGUAGAAGAUGUGGCAGAUGAGAAGAUGAGCCUCAGAAUGCGAGCUCCCUCUCCCACAUUCAAUGCCGUGAGGGCCUCACCAACUCCAGGAGUGUGGUCGCCGACCUCCCCAACCCCUCCCUUGGAGUCAGAAGGUGACACACACUUGGCUGAUGAGGUCAACCUGAAGAACCAACCGCACACCUGGAGUCCCUCCAACGUGCCCCCCUCCCCCACUGCCGCACGCAAGGGCUUCAAGAGUAUCCGGGUGGACCUGAAGGGGCCACAGAACCGGCCUCAGGGCCCACCCCCUCCGACACCGGAGGAGAGUUACCUCUGGAAGCCCGCUACUGGUAGCGUUAGUAGCACCCCGCCUUCUUCAUCUUGGCGCUCCCCCUCCCCUUCUGUGUCCCGUAGGUCCCCUGUCCCUGCCCCGGUAGCUCAGACCUCCGCUUCGUACCGGGUCGACAAUGCCCCCAAGACGACAUCCUCUCCUAUCCCGUGGCGAGCGUCACGCUCCCGUUCUCCCUCGCCAAAUCGACCAGAAGUCAACGGCCCUAGCGAGCUCAGUGAAGCUCGUGCCUCCCCUGUUAGGAUCAAUUCCCCCUCUGGAAAGCUCAUAUCAGUAGAAGGAAGACUUGUAUCCCCAGUAGCUAGCAGACCCCCCAGAGUCCUCUCCCCUCUUGUGUCCCAAAAAGAGCCCCCUGCCAGACCAGCCAGAAGUGCAGCAGCAGCAGAGGUUGUUCAGAAAGCCAUAUCACCUCGCUUGAAGAAAGUGUCUCCUUCAGAUUCGUCGGAAACCUCCUUGUCCCCAACGUCUUCCAUGGCAAAGAAAGCUACACAGAGUGCAUCGGAGAUCAGGCUGCAAGUACAGCACGGGAGAGUCAAUGGGGUCGAGCGGAGCCUCAGUCCAGAAUCCACCUCGUCACUGCCCAAAACAGAAAGCCCGACCACGACAUUGCUAAAGCACCACAGGCUUCCGCCAGAGAGACACACGGAGCAUGUGCAUGACAAUGCCAACAAGCUUGCCCCAGGAAGGUACAUAACACCAAAGAAUGACCUCCCAGAUGGGGCUGUAUAUCAAGAGAAGAUUGUGGAGGGAGACAUAGUCCACACAGACACUUACUACCCCAUGAGGGAACCAAAGACCACAAAGACGUACCAUGUCGUUGACUCGAAGGAAGUGAAGUUUGAAGGAGCUGGGCCUCAGGACGAGUCGGGCAUGCCCACGUCAACAAGAACGCAUCGAACCACAGAGAGACUUACUGGCAAAUCAGGGGUUUCCACGUCGACUCGAGCAAGUGUGGAGAACCAAAAGGACUGGUACAAGAAAAUGUUCAAGUCCAUGCACGACACAGGCAAAAAAGGAGUUGUCUUUGGAGACCCAGUCAAUAACGCAGGCAGGGAAAGUAAGGUAGAUGAGCCACAAACACAAAAUACAUCAAGCAAAGACGAGUCCUUCAGAAUGAGGUACAGUGGCGAAUUCUCCCCCACUGAGUUUGAAUCAGCAACAACCACGCAGGCCAAGCCAAACCGGGCCAGCAUUUCAUAUGAGCCGCGAUAUGCUAGACUUGGCAGUAGUUCCAACAACUCAACCAGUGACAAGAGUGGCAGAAGAUCCCCCACAGUGGCGCCAGUUAACCCCGGGAGGAUCGAGGACUACACCCCCGGGAGGGGAUCCAUCGGGAAGCCAGGCAAACCUCACUCACAGGAACGUAGACCCAGCCUAGAAGAUGAGCUGUGGUAUCAGUUCCUUGUAGAGAAAGAACAGCCGCUCCCAUUUAGAAUAGAGGACUAUGAGCCAGGGAAAUCCUCCAUACUUGAUAAAGGCAGGGAAGCAGCGGCCAAGAAGAGCUCCAUAUACAACCCAUACAUGGAAGACAAGAACGUGAAGCAGGCACUAAAAGUGAGUGUGACCAAGGCAGCGCAGGCAGAAACAGCCAACAGCCAGGCGGAGGAGAAGCCGACACGAGAGCUGUACAAACAGAUCCAGUCUGGAGGGGACAUCCCCACCAUGGGACUGAGGAAAGUAGCUCCAGAGAAAACAAAAGACGACUCUGUUUUUGAGCCUGACGUUACCCAGUACAGAGCACCAAUAUCUCGGGAGCCCGUGAUUGGCCCCAUCCCUGGAGCCACCAGGACCACUUCUACCAGCAGGGUAAGCACCUCAUCCACCAGUGUGGGAAAACGUCUGUCUGCAGCCGAGCAGCUGGGAGUCAAGAGCCCACCACCAACAAAAGUAAAAGGGCCAGAAAGCCCAAACACCACCUUCAAAUGGUCGCUGGAUGAAUAUUUUCGCAGUAUUUACUCGCCGGAGAGUGGUGGGAUGCCAGGAGAGUUUAACGGGCCGAGUAGAGCAGAACCGGGACAGCGGACAGAGAUCAGGUACCAGGUACAGGACAACAGGGAGGCUCGCGUGACGGAGCAGGGACGGUCCAGGAACGAGGAGGAGCUGAGGUGGCAACGGGAGGAGGAACGGAGACAGGGAAGAGUAGCGGCUACAGGCCGACCAAAAGUAAGGGGAACAAGCCCAACGCGACCCCCCUUUCCUGUGGAUGCCCUAUUGGCUGAGAUAGAGGGGUAUGUCAGAGAACUAGAGGCUUUCCAGGAGUGGGAAGGAGAGACAGGGAGUCAGAAGGCACAGUUGUCACCUCCGCCCGUGCCACCCCCUCCCGUCCCCCCUCCACCGACGGAGGUGCAAACACCCAAGGAAGAAACAAGUCCUACCACUGAGGCCCCACCGGUACCACCACUGCCCAAAAAGAAGGGGCCACCGCCAGACCCGCCUCCACGCAUGGACUUACUGAGAAAGAAGAUUUCGAGGAUAUUGGAAGAAGAGAGGAGGAAAAAGAUGCUGGAAGAAGAAGCGCAGCAGCGAGCGAGGAAACACUCAGCGAACGCGGAGCGGCCAGUCGUGGUGCCGAGUAACAGAUACGACGACACCCAGGUGACACCACCAACAAAGAUCUCCAUUGAAGUCAAGAAAGAGCCAAGCCCCCCAUCCUUUGAGGCCAGUCCGGAAAUCCUGCAUGCUCAGCGGGUGCGCCCAGUGCAUGUUGGGGCGCUCCCUCUAACAACACAUAACAACUCGGAGACUGGAUUGAGAGCACAGGCAAGGGCUUUGUACCCUUUCAAGGCUCAGAACUCAAAGGAGCUGUCCUUCAAGAAAGGUGACGUCAUCUACCUGACAAGGCAAGUCGACAAGAACUGGUAUGAAGGAGAACACAACGGAUACGUGGGAAUCUUCCCUGUCAACUACAUUGAGGUGAUCACUUCACUGGAGGAGGCCCAGAAGACAGCUACACAAGGGUCAGAGGGCAGCGCAAGAGCUAAGUACAGCUUUGUAGGAGAGACGCAAGUGGAGCUUUCUCUGAAAAAGAACGAUAUCGUAACUCUACUGAGGAGGGUGGACAACAACUGGUACGAGGGCCAGAUAGGAAACAGGCAAGGCAUCUUCCCCGUGUCCUAUGUGGAGGUCUAUAAGGAGCCAGGGGAUUCAACACCUACAGACAUCAGCCCCCCUGCACAACCCCAGAACUACCCCAUGCACAUCAAGGCAAGCCCCCCUGUCGCCAGGAAACCAAUGAGUCCAAGAGCGCAAAGAACCCCAUCUCCGCAACAAGUCCCCAACCAGCAAUUCUACAGCAACCGUGACAACUUUGUGUACAACGGCGGCCCCCACCCUCGUAGCGCACCACCCCCGCAGCACGUCUCCCCGCCACAGCACGUGUCUCCACCACAACAUGUACCUCCUCCACAGCAUGUCUCUCCACCAAUGCAGCCUCACGCCAACGCCAUGCCGCCUCCUCCCUCAGGGGAAAAAUAUCGUGCUAUCUACAGCUAUCACCCUCAGAACGAGGACGAGCUAGAGCUGACGGAGGACGACGUGGUGCUCGUGAUGGAAAAGUGUGACGACGGUUGGUACGUCGGGACGUCGCAGAGAACCGGACAGUUUGGGACAUUCCCUGGGAACUACGUUGUAGAGAUAUGCAGGGCAGGGAGUGCCCUCAAGGUGGUACCAUGGGACAAAUCUCAGCCUUGGACUGCCCAAAAGGCUGGCAACUCAUACGUUUAGUGAUGGACAGAAUGAAAGAAAGAAGAGAAGAGAAGACCAGGGUGUGGCCACCUUCCAUACAAGCAGGACUCGUGCACUAAAACACCAUGAGCCUAGAGACACAAACUAUUGUACUCCCAACUCUUGCCAGGUUGGAGGACAGGCGGAAGAUCGGGGCCCCAAACUUCAGCAUUUGUAGGCUUUUCUAGGUCUCAUCGUGUGUAUGUAAUUUAUACAGUAUGUACAAUAUGCUUCUACAAUUUUAGCUUGUAAAUUAGUGAAUAUUUAAAUACUCUACACAAAUACGUCGCUUCCUAUUUUCAGGUGUCAUGCUAGCAGUGUAGAAUAUGUACAGGGGUCAUACGGGGUGCAGUGAAAAGGGCGAUGCUACAUGAGCUUGAAAGAAUGUAGGGGAACUCUGCAUGAGAUGCAGGGUGGGGGAUUUUUAAAUGUGGGAGUGAGUAGAUGAGAUGCUCAACUUGCCUAUCUAUGUAGACAAAGCCACUGCAAAUGAUACUGAAUCAUUAGGUGCCCUAAUAAUGUAGAAAAAGUAUAAACAAAAACUUACCAUCACAGCUCCUAUACACAGUGUUACCGAUCACUGAUUAUAUAAAUCGUGCUGUACCUAUAUGUUCAGCUUAUCGCUGUGAUUAUGUUUGAAUCACCUUAACAUGAUCAAAGGUGUGUCCUGAUUAGGUCACCAGAGGUGAAAGUUCAAAGGGCAACGACUUGUAUCUGUUGUAAUGUGACUUGAAAAGAAGAUACAGAGAGGAAGGACUGCUACACAGAACAUGUUGACAUGAUUGCCAAGAGGAUCAACGAAUGUGCAGAAGAAGAAGUUUUACACAAGUUAUUGAUUGUUGGAUGAGAGAAUUGGAAGAGGAGGAGAAUGAAUGAAUGGCAUGAUCAGCCAGAAGUGGGUGUGGUGCUUCUGGAUAUAAAUGAUGUAUGUAACAUAGCUCCUUUUUGUAACACUUUUGGAACCAAAUCUUUUGCUUGCAUCUCUGUCUAUACAAGAUACUACAUGUAGAUGACAUAGGCAUAUCUUGCCAGGGACAGACUUCAGUGUUACUCUUUAAAUUUUCUUUAUAGUUUAUAGAAAUCAAGAGAAUACUAUUAAGUAUACUAAUGUUAUGUCUAUUGUCAUACAAUUGUGUUGAAUUCAUAGAGAACGGUUUGUAAUCAGGGUACCAAAACUAGGCACUGGUAAAACAUGGCUUUUUGACUUGUAAAGAUUGAAUCCUGUACAAAACUUCAGCUAUGGCCACCAUGUAGCACAUGGCAGAUGUUGGCUUUUUUUAGUAUCAGAAAGGGAAGGAGACUAGCCAAUCUGAUGAACAAUGUUAUAAGUUACACAACAGUGUGUAGUAGUGGACAUUGGAUCGGGAAAGAGGUGUUCUGAUGGACAGCUUGUCUCCUGUCGUUUGAUUUUUCAUGUUCAAGUGGCAGAAUGUUGCUGCCAUGGAACUGAAAGCUCUGACUCUUCUUACGCCUUUGUACUGAUACAAUAAAUCAAGGUCCAAAAUUGUAGCAUUCAUUUCAAAAACCCCUCAUCACUGAAAAGAAUUUGUGAGGCUAUUACUACCAUGAUGGUAGAACUUUUCUAGCUGUUUUACCCCUCUCCAAAUAUGGGUUGAUCCUGUAGCAGGUAAAGCUAGAUGAACCACUUCUUCUGAGGGGUGUUAUUGUUAUUUUUUUAGCUCAGCAACGACCUGAUAAUAAUUUCACCCUUGUCUCAAUACGAAUCCUACUGUAAGUACAAGCAUUUAUAUUUGGAUUGCUCAUUACAAGGUAUUAAAAAUACAUGUAGAUGCUAAGUACCACUUUGUUAGAUAGAAUUGUGUGAAACCAUUUCAGUUUUUUUGCUUGGACAGGAAGCUUUUUGAUAUCUCAGUGAAAUUGCUGCUGCAACCGGAGUAGAUGUCCAUCAUCUGUCCCUUAUUUAUAUCCUGCAGAUAUAUUGUAUUUUAGCCAGCCAAUAUCUUUAAGCAGUAGCAACUGAUUUCUUCCUCCGUUUGCUGCCACAUCUCUCCUGUCGCAUUUGUGGUGUAUCUUUACCAAAUAAACUAUCAUCAGGUAA
Molecule: messenger RNA, 7952 nt
Organism: Branchiostoma floridae (Florida lancelet)
Lineage: Eukaryota; Metazoa; Chordata; Leptocardii; Amphioxiformes; Branchiostomatidae
Product: titin-like
Exons: 40
Coding region: 497-5893 (1798 amino acids)
Molecular function (GO): protein binding
Source: RefSeq, a predicted model, not a curated record